Messenger RNA from Trichophyton rubrum CBS 118892, 1853 nucleotides. RefSeq lists its product as uncharacterized. Gene Ontology annotation, molecular function: DNA binding; zinc ion binding. The transcript is spliced from 2 exons. The coding region runs from base 303 to 1244 and encodes 313 amino acids. Gene Ontology annotation, biological process: DNA-templated transcription. NCBI's taxonomy places the organism in Eukaryota, Fungi, Ascomycota, Eurotiomycetes, Onygenales, Arthrodermataceae. The record is from RefSeq and is a predicted model, not a curated record.
UGGUUCCGGGCUCGACGCUGCGGAGUUUCCGAGUUGCAUAUUGUGGCUUCUAGUGCUUUGUUGCGCAGCCCUGAACAGUGAUGAUGGACAGUCGAUGUUGCAAGGAAGAUAGACUAGCUAAUGAGGUAACGUUACUUUUAGUCCGAAAAGUUGAGACAAAACACGACGGUCCCUUGUCCACUGUGGACGGGCAGGCCGCUCAAAUAACGUAAGAUGGUGCCCUCUGUCGGAGAUGUUGCUAAAGCUGGAGUGCUGGUGCACUCGUUGCUUUUACGCUAGCAGCUAUCAAACCUUAAAACGCUAUGUCUGACCUAUGCUCACCCGCCCUUUGUAGGAGCCUUGAACAGCGAGUGAAAAGGAUCGAGGAGAGGCUUGGCAUCCCUCUGGAAGGGGUAUCAAAGGCAGAGGAUGCCUCGAGCUCCAGUGCAUCUGCCCCUCCCGCAUUCCAGGCGCCGGCUAAGGAGAAGGAUCUUCCCGAUUCCCGCGUCGAGGCAGAGGGAAUCGGCUUUGAUUCCGCAGUUAUCGGAGUGGACGGGAGCAAACUUGGCCAUGAGGUAGCCGAUGAGGAUGACGAUAAUAUGACCUCUCGAAUUAUCACCAGUCUCUUGCAACCAGAUAGAGACAGCUCUCAGUUCCCUGGGGUUUGGUCAGGUACCACUGGACUGGGCGGCAUAACAUGUCCUCAGCUCCAGGCAUUCUUGCCACCCUACUCACGGGCAGUCGAGCUUGUCGAUUAUUAUCAGGAACAUGUUGGUUGGGCUUAUUGCUUGCUGCAUAUGCCAACGCUGAGACGUUAUCUCCUUGAGACUUACCAACAGUUGGGGGCGGGAUAUACACCGAAUCUCCCAAUUCUUGCUCUCAUUUGUGCAGUAUUUGCGCUGGCUAAGUUCUUCUCCCAGUCAACCUCGGCCUUCAGUGCAUCCGACACAUCUCGAGACAAACCUCAUCGGGAGUAUAUCGGGAUGGCUAGUCAAGCUUUAGCAGAGGCCAAACAUUUGGAACACCCUACUGUGGAGUCUAUCCAAACCGGCAUCUUGAUUGGUAUCUGUUUGCUUGUCAACACAGGAGCUAUCCGCUCGGCCAGAGCCCUCGCGGGUUCCAUGUAUAUGUCCGCCCAGGCAUUGGGUCUACAUCAGUUGGACUCAGCGAAAAACAAAAGACUGCGCCAGAAAGGCCCAUAUGAUAAAUUGGACCUGGAGAUUAAACGGCGUCUCUGGUGGCACAUUGCGUCCACGGACUGGUAAGAUGUCAAUCAUCCCACAGAAAUAUAAAUCAUGUUGAAGCUAAAAUGCGGUAUAGGGUAUAUGCAUUCAUAUCAGGACCUCAGUUGGGUGUUUAUAUAGUGCAACCUGAUCAGAUGCAUGUGGAUCUGCCGAGUAAUGCGGAUGAUCACGAAAUAACACCAACUACUUGUCCGAACAAGCCCCUGACUGAGCCAACAGAGGUAACCUAUCUUAUCCUUCGAUGCAAACUCGUCAGGCUCUUUGUGGACUUCAUGGAAACUGCCAAUAGGGAAGGUGUAGGAAUUCAUGAACUGGAAUACGAUCAGAUACUUGCAUUUGACAAGAAAAUCAACAAAUUCCUCGCCGCGCUACCGUACUUUUUCCAAGUCGAGACCGAGGGCGAAGGUUUUGCAGAAUUAGAAAAGAAACGAGAAGAACUGGACAAGCAACGGCCCUACAUGAAAUGGCAGCGACUGAUGGCCCAGUUUGGAGCCUGCACAAGGAUAACCCGUCUCCAUAGGCCGUAUCUUGCUCUUGGAGCUCGUGAUCCCCGCUAUGCAUACUCCCGUAUGGCAUGUAUCAAGUCGGCCCGGGUGGUACUCGAGAUCGAACGGCGCAUGAGAAAUAGCG